Culex pipiens pallens (northern house mosquito) is the source of this 3625-nucleotide messenger RNA. Its product is annotated as vesicle-associated membrane protein 2. Bases 551 to 1099 code for a protein of 182 amino acids. The record is from RefSeq and is a predicted model, not a curated record. Gene Ontology annotation, biological process: vesicle-mediated transport; vesicle fusion. Gene Ontology annotation, cellular component: SNARE complex; plasma membrane. The transcript is spliced from 7 exons. Lineage: Eukaryota; Metazoa; Arthropoda; Insecta; Diptera; Culicidae. Gene Ontology annotation, molecular function: SNAP receptor activity; syntaxin binding.
UGCUCAAACGAUCGAAGACCAACCAACCAGACGGACACGUACCAGGGCUUCGAUCCGCGGGUAGUUUCCAGCAAGAAGAAGAAGAAGACACACAAAAAGAAGGGUUUAGGGAAAAAGUUCAGUAGCUGAAAGAAGAAAAGUAGCAGUGAGAAAGGAAAGUCGGACGGUUUGCGUGCGUUUUGAAAAAUUCUGUGAUUUCGACGACGUUGGUGGAGCCUGGUUUUUCCAGCUUUUUCUUCGGUGUGAAAACGAGGGAACCAAUUGAGAACCGUCGAUAUUCGCAAGGAUUAGUGCGGUCCACCCUCGUCAUCAUCCUUCCAGCGGAACCCAUCCCCGUCGUCGUCGAGCACCGGUGACCGGGACACGGCCAACACGAGCCGCAGCAGGAGAAGUGCCCCGGAGGAGAAACGUGUGGCCAGUGGCAGUGAGAUUUUUUCCUGAACCACCCAUCCACCGACCGUGAAAAGAAAAGGAUUUCGGAUUCCAGCGGUCCGUUAUAACACCAACCCUACCACCACCACCACCAAAACCACACCAACACACACAAAAUAUGAGCGCUGAUCCAGCAGCCCCACCAGCAGAGUCAGCUCCAGAUGGACUCGCACCGGGAGCGGCCGGUGAGCCGGGAGCGGAUGGAAUCGUCGGUGGACCCCGGACGCCCCAGCAGAUCGCGGCACAGAAGCGACUCCAGCAGACGCAGGCACAAGUAGAUGAGGUUGUGGACAUCAUGAAGACGAACGUGGAGAAGGUGCUGGAGAGAGAUCAGAAACUGUCCGAGCUGGACGACCGGGCCGACGCCCUGCAGCAGGGUGCCUCACAGUUUGAACAGCAAGCCGGCAAACUCAAGAGGAAAUUCUGGCUGCAGAACCUGAAAAUGAUGAUAAUUAUGGGUGUGAUUGGCCUUGUUAUAAUUGGAAUCCUUGUAGCGAAAUUUAUGCCAGCUGAGCAACCCCAGCAGCCGAUGAUGAUGAUGCCGCAGCAGCCGAUGCAGCAGAUGCCAAUGCAGGUCCAAGGAGGCCCGGCGCCGGCGGCAGCCCCUGCGGCACUCGUCCAGGACAUUGCAUCGCUAGUUUCCAAUCAGCAUCAGUUUAAAAACUAAACACACAGAAAAUAAAGCAGCGGCAGCAGCCAGAGAGAAACAAAAUCAUAAGAGGAAGAAGAAAAAAAACUUAAAGUUAUUCAACAAAAAAAGGUGAAAAUAAAAACAAGAAAAAGACACACACACACAAAGCACUCACAUUAAAUGAAACAAUUUGAACAAAAUAAUUAACGUAUAUAGUGACGAAAAACAAACUCUUUACAUAUGAUCUAUUAUACAUAUUUAUCGAACAAGAGAAACCAAAAAACUAAAAAAAAGAUCGUUUAUUUUUACCUUUGUCAUUGAUUAUACCUAACUAAAUAAAUUUCUAUAUGUUGUUACUGAUCUCGUUUAAUGUUUUGUCACAAAGUUGCAAAACAAAAAAGGGCAAACAAUACAUUCUUCGUUAGGAACGUUACUCCAAGUUUUCCACGAGCCUUUCUUCUUAAAAAAAAGUAAAGAAGAAAGUGCGAAAUGUUCUAAUGAUGAUACUCAAACGAAACCCAGUUACAUUAACCAGUACUAAAAGUUACAGCAAGAAAUACACUUAACGCAACCCCUCACGAGAAAAAAAAGAAACCAACACACACAUAAAUUCCACCAAUCAACCAUAAAAUGCACUCUCAUGUCUCCAAGUGUCGCAAAAACACCAACAAAAAAAAAUCUGUGAGAAACUACUGAGAAGAUCAACUUAAUAGACAUCAAAGUGAAAAACAACUCAAAACUACACAAGUUUUCGUUGACUAACUUCACAAAAAGAAAAUUAAAAAAAUAAAGCAAAUAUCCUUAAGUUUCAACGAGAUAAGCAAACACCCAGACUCGUUGUUUGGUUUGCUAUAAUGGCAAAGAAAGAAAGACAGCGAGACAGCAUGGAGUUAGAGCAAACAAAAAUUGUUAUAAAUUUGAACUUUAGGGAAAACACAAAUUUACUAUAGGACACAAUUAACAAAAAAUAGUGGGAAACCAGCAAGCUAACAAGCAAAAAAAAUACUACUAAACCGAUAUAAUCAUUAGCGAGAAAAGAAAGAAGAAGAAAAAAACACGUUAAAACGGUACGACUUUUGUCAUUGUUUCAAUAGAAAAACAAAAGAUUAAAUCGCAUACACACACACGCCGCCAUUUUGUUUAGUUUGGUUCCAUGCAGCGCACACCGUGCAUGUGCUAUAAUGUUGUUUACCACACUGAAAUAGAACGCUUCUUAGCAAAUGUCACGCGCGCGCGCACCAUAAUGGCGCUCACUGCCAUAAAGGUGAACCGUCAAACGACGAAGGCCGGUAUUCAGUGGCGCGCAAAUGUGAACACAAUUUUUUGAAGUUUCAAUCAGGCUGAAUGUAGAACAGUUUUAACACAACAACAACAAAAAAUGCAUUGUCACGAUAAUCAAUCAGAUUUUUUCCUCGAAAACACCUCUCUGUGUCCUAAUUCAACAAAAAAAAAGUAAAGAUAGAGAACGAAACAAAAAUCUUUCCUUCGAUUAGAUUCCCUAGAGUGGAGGAAAUCGUUUGAACGAAAUCAGCUCGCCACAAUCCAUCAAAUCUCAUAUCCACUGGUCAGCCACCACACACACAUGGUAAAAGGGAAACUGGUUUAAUAAUUUGUCAGACAUUUUGUAAAACUUACACCAAAAUAACUGUAAUCAUGCGUAUUUCCUCGACUAGCUGCAGGCAGGGUAUUUUAGAGUGCCCUGACUCCCCUUUCUAAACCUCUCUUUCUCUCUUUUCGUACGAAAAGAGGGAGACAAAAAACAUAACGCUCUAAUUUUUCCGCUAGUUUCACGCAAUGAACUAAUCACGAGAAUAUGAAAGAAUAAUACAAAGAACAAAAAAUGAUAAACUCAACUCAACGAUGCAACACAUAGUGAAAAAAAAAGAAAGAAAAAAGUUUAGUUUACAACAACAAAUAAAACAAAGUUAAAAAGUAAAAUAUAUCAGACAGAAGAGAGCAAAGCGUAAGAUAGCAGAACAAAACAAAAACAUUCCACACUCACAGAAAGAAAGAAAGAAACAAACCAAAGCUACUCAGCUCAGCAGUUUAAAUCUCAUUCAAAACACACACACAGACAAAGAUAAAGGGACAGACAUACGAAACACACAUCAAAAUUGAACGUUUGAGAGUAAAAGUAAAACGAUGGAAAACAAUUGAAGCAAACAUGUGUUAUGUAAUUAACUUAAAUUUAAUAGAGGAAAUAUUUCAUGGAAACGUUGAGUUUAUUUUUCUUUUCCUUUUCGAUUGAAUAUCUUUAAACAAACAAACAAAAUGAACAUAUAUAUACUGACAAAACAAAUAAUAAUAAACAAAAAAAGAAAAUGGGAAAAAAACAUAUAAAAAAUUACAUAUAUAUAGCUUUGAAAAUUGUAAAAACUAUUAAUUAUUAUCUAUACUUUUGUGGGAGAACCAGAAGCGAUUAGCGGUAACGAUGUUGAAAAAAAAGAAUGAAAAGAGUAAAUCAGUGCUCGCAAAGCGACAGCGAGUGGAAACCAAAAGCAGCUGAAUAAGCAAAAACAAAACAAAAGCAAACAACACGCGAAAAAUGGUGGCGAAAAUCAA